Kwoniella mangroviensis CBS 8507 is the source of this 2541-nucleotide messenger RNA. RefSeq lists its product as uncharacterized. Gene Ontology annotation, biological process: cellular response to heat; protein unfolding; protein refolding. Gene Ontology annotation, cellular component: mitochondrial matrix; cytoplasm. Bases 1 to 2541 code for a protein of 846 amino acids. The transcript is spliced from 5 exons. Lineage: Eukaryota; Fungi; Basidiomycota; Tremellomycetes; Tremellales; Cryptococcaceae. The record is from RefSeq and is a predicted model, not a curated record. Gene Ontology annotation, molecular function: ATP hydrolysis activity; ATP binding.
AUGCUCGCUAGAAAACAUCUCAUCAGGACAGCUCGACUAUCCACCCGAUUACCCCUCACUCCUCACCCCAUCCUGACUCGACCAUCCGUCAGAACCAUCACUCCUAUCCUCGUCCGCUCAUAUGCUCAAGGACCACCCAGACCACCGCCCGGCGGACCACCUGGUGGAGGUGGUGGCGGUGGGUUUGGGGGUAUGAGGUUUCCCGGAGGAGGGAUGAUGGGUGGACCGUCCCAACCUGAAAAGGGUGAAACGUUGAAACAGUUUUCGGUCGAUUUGACUCAAUUGGCAAGAGAUGGGAAAUUGGAUCCUACGAUCGGAAGGGACGAGGAGAUCAGGAGGACUAUUCAGAUAUUGAGUAGGAGGACGAAAAGUAAUCCGGUACUGUUAGGUUUACCAGGUGUUGGUAAGACUGCUAUUUUGGAGGGGUUAGCUACUAGGAUAGUCAAUAAGGAGGUUCCAGAGUCACUCCAUGGUAAACGUUUGCUUUCUCUCGAUCUUUCGAUGCUCUUAGCAGGCACAGGAGUUCGAGGUGAAUUCGAAUCUCGGUUCAAAGCAUUACUGAAAGACAUAGAAGAAGAAGAAGGCAAUGUGAUAUGUUUCAUUGACGAACUUCAUACCUUGCUCAACCUGGGUAAAGCAGAAGGAUCAAUGGAUGCGGGAAACAUGAUCAAACCAGCUUUAGCUAGAGGCCUUCAACUUGUGGGAGCUACAACACUGGACGAGUACAAGAAGACUAUCGAGAAAGAUGCAGCGCUUCAAAGACGUUUCCAACCUAUCAUGGUCAAUGAACCUUCAGUCGAAUCUACCAUAUCCAUCCUCCGAGGUUUGAAAACCAGAUUCGAAACUCAUUUCGGUGUAUCGAUAGCCGACUCUGCUUUAGUCACUGCUGCUGUCUACUCCGAUCGAUAUAUUCCCGAUAGAUAUCUACCAGACAAGGCCAUUGAUCUGGUCGACGAAGCUUCAUCAGCGUUGAAGUUAGCUCAGGAAUCUAGACCUACUGCGUUGGAAACGUUGGAUAGGGAGAUCGUCACACUUGAGAUCGAAAGGGAAUCAUUGAAGAAUGAAGAAGAUCCUUUCUCAGUCAGUCGGAGAGAAAAGGUCGAAACUCAAUUAGAAGAGAAAAAGAAGGAACAAAAGCAUUUAGCAGAUUCAUGGGCUCAGGAAAGAGAAAGAGUAGCGGAAAUUAAAAGUAUAAAAGAACAGAUCGAACAGGCUAAUAUCGAUCUGGAGAAUGCUCAGAGGAAUGGUGAAUUCGAAAAAGCAUCGAAAUUAAGAUUCUCAACUAUACCUCAACUACAGAGGAGAUUACCCAAAGCUCAAGCUGAGCUGGAUAAUGAAAACUCUCAAGAACCCAACAUGUCUGUGAAAGAUAGAGUGACGUCGGAAGAUAUAGCUGUGGUAGUAGCGAAAUCUACUGGAAUACCCGUGAAUAACCUUCUGAAAGGUGAAAGAGAAAGGUUAGUCCAUAUGGAAGAUUCCCUGAAGACUAGGGUAGUAGGUCAAGAUCAGGUGGUACAUGCUGUCAGUGAUGCGAUCAGAUUAUCACGAGCUGGAUUACAACCUCCUUCAAGACCCUUGGCCUCGUUCUUGUUCCUUGGUCCAACCGGUGUAGGAAAGAGUGAAUUGACGAAAGCUCUGGCGGAAUUCCUGUUCGCAGAUGAAAAGAGGGGAUUGAUCCAACUCAACAUGUCUGAAUUCCACGAUAAGCAUACGGUCUCUCGAUUGAUAGGUGCCACAGCUGGGUUUGUAGGGUACGAAGAAGGUGGACAACUUACGGAAGCCGUCCGAAGGAGACCAUACGCCGUGGUUGUCUUUGAUGAGAUCGAGAAGGCUCAUCCGGAUGUCGCCAAUAUCUUACUUCAGAUACUUGAUGAGGGUUGUCUGACGGAUGGUCAAGGUAGACAAGUGAAUUUUAAGAAUACCAUUAUCUGCUUGACAUCUAAUCUCGGAUCAGAAGCAUUAUACGAACCCAACGCAUGUCAUCCCGAUGGCUCGAUCACCGAUAUUACUCGAUCCGAAGUAUUGAAAUCGGUAGGAACCUUUUUCCGACCCGAAUUGAUCAACCGAUUAGAUGAGUUAUUGGUAUUCAACAAACUUCCACCGUCCAUUAUAUUGGAUAUCAUCCAAUUGAGAUUGAGGGAACUUCAGAGCAGACUGGAUCCUAGGAGAAUAACGUUGAACGUCAUGGAAGAUGCUAAGGUGUGGUUGGCUAAUAAAGGGUAUUCAGAACAAUUUGGAGCUAGGGCCGUACAGAGGAUUAUAAGAGAUAAGGUCGUCACGAAAGUUGCAGGUAAAUUACUGGAUGGUACGAUCAAGGAUGGUGAAAUCGUUACUAUCGAUCUGAAAGAAGAUGAUAUACGUAUAACGAGUAAACCCGAUCCGAAUCAACCUGCCACUUCGCAACAAUCAACUGAAAAUUUAGGUACACCCAAUGGAGAUGCCUCAAGACCUGAACCUAGGUUAUUGGAAGUACUUGAAGAUGGUGUAGAAGAGGUUGAUGAAGGUGAUGAAGAUAAACCUAGAAGAGUGCUUUACGGCUAG